AUGGUGCGGCCGUCCUGUCGCCCUGAUUUGGAGCUUCCAAGACGGCCGAGGCCUCCCUCCACUCCACCGCCUGAGAGCAAAGCGCGCAGUCGGUCGCCGCGCGGCGACAGCCACAGGGGUACAUGGCAGACAGCGGUACCUCGCGACACGCGUGAGCCAAAGUCGUCCUCGUCGAGGCCACCAGCGCAGAGCCGCCAAACUGCAAAAGAGCCGGCCAAAGACGACCGGUCCUGGUGGUCGCAAGAGCAAGAAAAGACUUGGACGAAGAAGGAGGACUGGAGUUCUCACUCAAAGGAAGAGGACGAGAAGUGGACGAAGAACUCGUCCUGGAACUGGUCAGAGGGCUGGUCCGAGAAGUCAGACAAAGGUUGGUGGCGCAACAGCAAGAACAAGCACGGCACGCGCCAAGAUGGCUGGAACGGCUGGAAUGGUUGGAAGGAGAAGGACAAAGAGCUCUACGCCCAGGCAUACAUCUCGGACAUUCCCGUCGAGUUCGACGAGAAGCACUUGAACAAGAUGCAUGCAGAGUGCGGGAUCGCCGAGCAAGACUUCCCCGUUUCCAUCAAGUUUUUGCCCUCCAAGGACCAGACUGGCGAGACCUGCGCAUGCAUUGCCCGCUACCGCAGCAAAGACACUAUGGAGGAGGUGAUAAUGAGGAUGAACGGCCAGAACUUGAAGACCCGCAGUGGCAAACUCAAACGUGUAGGAGUCAGUGCGGCGAAGCCUGCUCGAUGGAUGGUGAAGGAAGGACUGGUGGCAGCGGAGACAGAUGAGAAUUCGACACCGCGAAAAGUUUCUGUUCAGAAUGUCCCGGUAACCUACACUGCGGCGGAUAUACUUCAAAUUCACAGAUCGGCGGGCUUCGAAGUCAAGGAGCUGCCAAACGUUCUCUUCCACGACCCAAAGCAAGCCGACGACGAGAUAUGCGCGGUGACCUGCAAGUACAGCGACGUCACCUACGCGCAGCGCGCCAUGCAAAAGAUGAAGGGACUGCCUGUGGUCACUGCCAGUGGGAGGGAGACACGCCUGAUGCCCAUCUUGGUGGACCAGAUCAGUCCAGGUCUCCCCGAAGAGAAGACCGAGAAGCUGCCUGCGCUGCCAGCAAAGGCGGCAGCACAGCAGCUGCAGCUGUCAUGGCUACCUCGGCAACAGGAUCCACAUCCAGGCUUGGCUUACUUUUGCCAGACCUGGGACCUGGACUCUGCAACCAGCGCGUGGCUGGCCUACCUACAUCGCGAUGUCCAGCAGGAGCUUAUCCACGAGUACGACGACUCGACCCGCAUGGAUCCGGCAAGUAGUGAGGACCAUGUGGACCUGAUCCCAUCGGCUGAGGUCCUCUUAGCGAACGUGCCGCGUGGUGUCUCGGAGCAAGCGCUGACAACACUGCUGGAGCGCUUCGGGACGGUGCAGGCUGCACGAUGCCUCCCGUCGGGUGUGCGGGCCGUGGUGACCAUGAGCAGCAUAGAGGAAGCGACAAUGGCGGUGGAAGAUUUGACUUUCAGAAUACCUGAGGGAUGGCCAGGAAAUCUCCUGGCUUGCUUCCAUCACGACCGCGCUCCGAUGCCUCUAAAUGAAGUUCCUGAGGGUCAAAUGCUCUUCGGUGUUGUCAAGGCAUGGAACCAGCUCAUGUCAGUGGGCGUGAUCUCAUUGCUUGGGAUAGGUCCUGACAUUCAAGUUCCGCUGUCCUCAUUAUCCGACAGCUAUGACCUGACACCAGGCAACGCCGUCCUUUUUCGCGUUGGAGAAGGGCCCGAAGGCGCUGGGCUCGUGGUGAAAAGAUGUCUCGGACAGCCGGACACAGUCCGUCUUCACCGCGCGCGGUGUGCCAGCACAGGCCUCGCAGUGCGCGAGUACGCGCGGAGUCUACAGCAGAGGCUGAAGUUGCUCGGCGAUGGCUCGGCUUUGGCGACUCUGCAGGGUCUGGACGACAUCAACGAGGAGCACCGCAGGCCCCUGCUCGAGCUGCUGCAGAGAGGUAAAGCUCCAGAGACGGAGCUCCGACGCGCUGCAAAGCCUGCCGCACGCCGCAAAGCGAAGGAACUCGCGAAGACGUCCCCCACAGCUUCGACUGCCCCCGCUGAAGGGAAGGUCGCUGCAAAUGCAGAGGCAGUGGCCGACGAGACUAAUUCUCCGGACGAGGACAGUGAUGUUGAGGUGGCAUUGGAUGCCCCGCCGGCAAGGCUCACAGCUGGUGCCGAGACCUGGACCAGCCUGUGUCGAGGUUUUCGGAGCCAAUCGAAGUUUCAAGAGUUCGAGAUGGCGGUUUCAGAUGCCCAGAGCCAGGGCUUGCAGCGGGCCGUGGAAGAGCGGCAGCCUUGCGAAGAGCCUCGCUGGCGCUUUUCGCAGAUGGAGGGAUGGCACCAGGAGCUCUUGGCGGCAGUGACGGGAGGGGCAUCCAGCGCAACUUUCGUGGGGAUUAUGUUGCUUGGCUGGGUCCUCGUGGUGUCAACGAGCCGACCAAGCACUGCCGUGCGGAAGGUGCCCGGAGGGGAGGGUGCCGUGAGGGCCACUUUGCGAGCAGGCUCCAAACUGCUGGAGGACGAUCAUCCGUUCGAAGUACCUUCUGCCACGCUGUGGACCUCACUGCUGGGGCCACUGACUACUCAGCUGGACAUGACAGUGGCAACACUGCGACCGGACUUGGAUCGUGGAGAGGUUAUGGCCAGUGUCUACCCACCAGACUGCGGAGCUCAGUUUCGACGACACCUUGACAAUCCCUGCGAUGACGGGAGACGCAUCUCUGCAGUGUACUAUGUGAACCCAGGCUGGAAAAGGGAGGAUGGCGCUUUGCUUCGAUGCUGGUCUCGCCACGGAGAGGUGGAAGAGAUCCUGCCGAGCGAAGAUACCUUGGUUCUCUUCGAGGCGGACUCCAUCGAACACGAGGUCACGCAAAACUCCAGCACUGGCAUCUUUCCGGAUGGUUAUCGCUGUGCCUUCACUUGCUGGUACUGGGAAGGAAGAGCUCCAAAUGUGGACAGAUCUCAGCCUUGGUUGCCAAUAGCAGCAUGUAGCUGGAAUGCAUCGUUGAGAUGCCCAUUCUGUUGUGCAUCUUCGUCCAGCGGAGGACUCACCAAGACGUGGACGGUCACGAUCGAAUCGGCGGCAACGGAAAUAGAGAUAGUCUUGCAUUCAUCACAAAUAUUCAUUCCUACCAUUGGCCGACCAUAUCACGGAAUCAUCGCAAGAUAA
Symbiodinium sp. CCMP2592 is the source of this 3189-nucleotide messenger RNA. The record is from the annotation of a GenBank genome assembly. Lineage: Eukaryota; Dinophyceae; Suessiales; Symbiodiniaceae.